Messenger RNA from Haemonchus placei, 1635 nucleotides. The record is from the annotation of a GenBank genome assembly. NCBI's taxonomy places the organism in Eukaryota, Metazoa, Nematoda, Chromadorea, Rhabditida, Trichostrongylidae.
AUGAUGACAAAUCCAAAUGAGGGUGACUGCCUCGCUGGUUUAGAUCAGGCAUUCGGCUCAUUGAACACUGUGCAGUGUAAUGACGAUGAUGCUGAUACUACCUCUGACACAGACUGGCGUUCCGCUAGAUUAUCAUCCAGCGACGACAACUGUUCGAGCCUCAAUGACGCCCUUCGCGUCCAACAAUUGGAGGAAGAACAAGAACGAUUGAACAAUUCCUUGUUCUCUUUGAGUUCACACUUCGCUCAAGUCCAGUUCCGGCUCAAACAGAUUGCAGAGGCACAAGGAGAAGACAGAGAGGCACUUCUGAAAAACCUGCAGGAUUUUGCUUUCAAAGGAUGUGCGGAUAUGAACGAGUUGAAAAAAUUGCGUAGCGAAAAUGAAGAGGGCGAGAUAUUGGAAAUACAAAAGCAAAGGCAAAAUGAGUUGUUGAAACAAUUACGCGAGCAAAUUGAAGACCUGGAGCGGAUAGCCUACGAAAAUGGCGAGGGCGAUAUGCCUAGCACUUUGAUUUUACAAAAACAGAAAGCUGCACUGGACGAGUUGCAUGCUAAAAUGUCCCUGAACUUAGAGCUGGACAAGAUGUCGAUGGCCGAUAUUCAAAAGCAUGUUGAUGACGCUCUCAAACAGCUUAUAAACCCGUUCAAAGAAAAGCAACAGCUCGUUGAACAACUACAAACACAAAUUAUUGAUCUUGAGAGAUUCGUGAGUUACUUGCAGAAGGAAAAUAGUUCUGCGGAUGGGUCACCGGCUAAAGCAAUCGCGUCAUCGCAAUUUACUGCAAGCAAACCGAAAUCGAGUUCCUUCUUCGGGCUGAUCGGCGGCUCUGGGCAACGUUUCCAAAAGAACCAACUCAAGAAUACCCUGCGAGGAAAUCACUACGGUGAUGAAAGAGCACGUUUGCAAUUAGCGGUUGAUGCAACCCAACGAGUUUUGGAGAAAUACACGCUGUUAAGUAUCGAGGGCUCAUCGGGUGAAAAGGAGUUACUGGAAAUGGAUGUCGUCAAUGAUGAGAUUUUCGAGCGAUCUGAAGAAGAAGUCGUGUCUGUUGUAAGAAGGCAGUUGUGCCCAUCUCUGAAGGCUCUCUUGGAGCAUGGCAUGCUGAGCGAAACGGUCACACACCGGUCUUUACCAUCAUCCCUUGGAUUGGGAUGUUUUGUAACAAGGAAUGGCGCUAGUCUGUCCAAAGCUACGCCAUUACAACACAUAUGGGAUGUCGUGCUAUAUUUCUAUGGCUCUAAAAAUGGUCGUGAACUAAGUGACGCACCUGUGCGGAAGCUCAGCCAAUCUUUCAAGCUCGAAAAUGUUGCAGGCAAAAGCAUUACUUCAAAACAGAUUUUGCUGACGACCAUUGAGAAUAUUGUUUCCUCUCAUGCUCGCUUGCGUAGGUCCAAGGACGCUCAAUGGAAAGCAUUCGUUUCGGCUGCUAUGAAUGAGAAAAAGCUCCCUGCUUGGCUUCGAAUAAUAUUCCGCACCCGUCAUGUUGUGGAGAUGUGUUACAACAGCUGGAGUUAUGUUGCUAGAACAGGCUGUGAAGAGUUGUACACUUUGUUGGAAGGUCUACACAAGUAUAAUGUGGAUCUCCCAGUCGACUUGGCGCUGCGACCUUUCCAACAAAUGAAGGAUGCAUUUUGA